Molecule: messenger RNA, 678 nt
Organism: Trichoderma reesei QM6a
Lineage: Eukaryota; Fungi; Ascomycota; Sordariomycetes; Hypocreales; Hypocreaceae
Exons: 2
Coding region: 31-678 (215 amino acids)
Biological process (GO): N-acetylglucosamine metabolic process
Cellular component (GO): cytoplasm
Source: RefSeq, a predicted model, not a curated record
CAUCCCAAGCAGAGCGGGAAGAAUAAUACGAUGGGGGACCAGAGCUCCCUGCCGCAGGCCGUUGAGGAUGCGCCCUUUCCGUUGACAGAGGUGGACAAGUGGGUGCUUUCGCAGACGGAUGAGGAGUUCAAGAUGCACGACUGGGAGGAUCUCAGGCAUAUCAUCGAGACAAAUGACCUUGCCGUGCUAAAGAGAAAGCCCUCGGAUCUUCGCCGCUACAUGGCCUGGACCGCAGAGAUCAAGGCGCAGUACGGCAGCAUGACCCAGUACAUCCUGCAGCACCGUCUACCAAAGUCAUGGGGCCAACCGCCAUUCACGCCUGAGUCCGAAGUUCCCUUUGCCGCAGCCUCCGACUACAAGGUGCUGCUAAACGAUUGGCCUUAUGGGCUGGCGCCGGGAAUCACGCACAUCGUUGUCUGGUCUCGCACCCCGAUUCCAACGGACCCGGAUUCGGGUGACUUGACGCCUGAGAGCAGAGCGCGGGUGGAGAGGUUCGUCAAGGAGUACAUUGUCGACGCGCUUGGACCGGGAGGGGAGGACCAGGUGUUGUGGUUCAAGAACUGGGUUGCCCUGCAGAGCGUGCGGACUCUGGAGCAUUUCCACGUCAUGGUUCGUGAUGUCGAUGACGAUGUGUUGGAGCGGUGGACAGGAGAGCGGCCUCGACGGGGCGAACAGUGA